AAUUUUCGGAUACUUCGCUGCAGAACAUUCCAGACUUGACUGUGGCGGUGCACAAUUCUGCGGGUGCUGGACGCGGUGGAUAGCAGGAUAGAAAUCAUCAAAGAUGGCCUCUGCAACAGCAACCUACGGGCAGAAGGAGUCUUCGGACCAAAACUUUGACUAUAUGUUCAAGAUCCUCAUUAUCGGGAACAGCAGUGUGGGCAAAACCUCCUUCCUGUUCCGCUACGCUGACGAUUCCUUCACACCGGCCUUCGUCAGCACGGUGGGCAUCGACUUUAAGGUGAAGACCAUCUACAGGAACGACAAGAGGAUCAAAUUACAGAUCUGGGACACAGCAGGACAGGAGCGUUACCGCACCAUCACUACAGCCUACUACAGAGGGGCCAUGGGAUUUAUCCUCAUGUAUGACAUCACCAACGAGGAGUCCUUCAACGCUGUUCAGGACUGGUCCACUCAGAUUAAAACGUACUCGUGGGACAACGCCCAGGUGCUGCUGGUGGGAAACAAAUGUGACAUGGAGGACGAGCGAAUGGUUAGCGGAGAUAGAGGCCGUCAGCUGUCUGAACACCUGGGUUUUGAAUUCUUUGAGGCCAGUGCCAAAGACAACAUCAACGUGAAGCAGACCUUCGAGCGCCUGGUCGACAUCAUCUGUGAAAAGAUGUCAGAGAGCCUGGAUGCUGGAGACCCUGCCGUCACAGGAGCCAAACAGGGGCCCCAGCUGACAGAGCAGCCGGCUCCACCUCAUCAGGACUGUGCAUGUUAAAGCUGACUGCUGCCCCAAACCUACCCCCCUGUCUUUUUUCUUUCCUCCUUCAGCUGAAUCCCAGGUCUAGAUACCUUCCAUCAUCCUUUCACCUACUCCUCUGCUUCUUUCUGUAAAUCAUGAAAAACAAAAAAGAAUGAGGUUGACAAAUAUCUGAAAUAUUCUGAGAUUCUAGUGGAUUUUUUUUUUUCUUCCACUCUUUUCAAUCAGUGCUGGCGAGCGAUGCCAAAUCAAGGUCAGUUAAAGCAAAGUGUUUCAGAUUUUGUGCAACCUGCAUUCCUUGAAUUCCCCUUCCCAUCGUCUCCCAUCGUCUGGUUUGAGAUGUUUUACAAGAAGGAUUUGACGGCGUUGGUCUCCAGUGUGCCAUUAAAAUCCUUCUGAUGUUUACAGUACUUUGUUUGGUGUCAGUCAAAGGUUUCGUAACGAUGUCACUGUCAGAUUUGUUGACAUCUGAGUGAAGUUAGGAGGAAAGGACGAUUCAGCUGAAAACUGUCGUGUGUGUGAAGUCUCUGGUCCCACACAGAGUCACAUGUUUCUUUUGUUCUUUGUGUUUUUGGAGACUUGCUUAUUUGACCUCGCUUUGGUCUUUUUAUUAUCUUUUUUUUUUUUUUUACAAUUCCUUUCCAUCAUUUACUGUAAUGUUUUCUUGUUUGUUUUUCUCUUCUCUUACAUGAAACACUAGGUGGGGAAGACCACGGACAAGAUGUAAUUAAAAAUUAAGAGACACAUUUUAUUUAAUUAUAUUUAUUUAACUGUGCUGUACAUUUAAAUGUUGUGCAAUAUAUAAAUAUAUAUAUUAUAUCUAGAGGUAUGCAUUUUGGGAAAUUAAAUUAAAAAGUAUGAUCUUCAAUUAGGACAGAAUCAAAUAUGUACCAAAACAAAUUGUAUGUGUUGUUUGGAAGAUGUGUGGGUCGUGUGUUUCCCCCAAAUGUCUUCAUUUUAUGCUGGUAAUUUUGACAAGUCAGAAAAUCAAACCUCCUUUAAAAAUAUAUAUAUAUAGUGAGUUGACUUCAGUGUAAAUCAUAUGUCAAGUUAGCAACAUAUGUAUCUCCCUCUAAACAACAAGCAAAAAAGCAUAGCAACUAACUGAUGAAAAACAAGGUAACAUUAGCAUCAUGAAGGCCCAGGACAACUGAAUAUCACGCUAUGCAACACAGUUAAGUUUCAUUUGUUAACAGUGUGUUUUGACGAUUUUACAGUGUUUUAUAUAUGAAGCAGAGGAACCCCCCCCCCCCUUUUUUUAUCUGAACUAGAACAAUACAAACUGUUAAUGGUUAAAAAUCUGUAUUAAUUUAAACAAUUAGAAUGUAGAAAAAAACAGUUCAGACCAGAAUCACACUGAAAACAAAUUCAAUUACAUAUCAUUUGAACUAUUUUAUGUUUUUUUUAUGUUGAUUUUGGCUUGUUGGAUGCGACAACUUUGAAUUUUAUGUUGUGUUUCGUUGAUGUGCUGGUUUGACCACAGGGACUGAAAGAAACCAAUAAGAAUAAACUGGCAUGUGAUUAUAACCAGGUGACUUCAGUGUUCAGGCGUCAACAUUAUCAAACCUGCCUCAGUCCUCAUCCAAAAACAAACACAUUCUGACUUGUCCACUGAAAAACUAACUGUCCUGUCUGUGAUGACAACUGACCAACUCCCACACAGAGACGACGGUGCUGCUGCACACUAAGAGAAAGUCAAAGGAAGGCACCAUGAAAUGCACUGCAAAUACCAGCAAAAAUACCAAGCUAUCAUAACAGCAUACCGUACGUUUCUGAUUCCAACUUUGACAAACAAAAGCCUAACUUUUCUCUCGAUAAAUGAAAAUUGGUAAAUGUGAAGCACAUAUUUAGCUAGGAUGUGGCUGCCUUCAGUUUGGAGAUUAUACUUUCCGAUUGUGAAAUCUAAAAAAUGACUGUUUGGAUAUAGAACAGAACACUGUCACGGCAAAUGAAAAUAGAAAAGUAGAAACAUACUGUAGCAGAGCUAGCCUAAAAGCAUUGCGCUGUGCUAGUACCCGCUGUGGGUAAAAUUAAACUGUAACAACAUCGAUUUAUCAUACAUUAACUGUUGCUUGAACAAAGAAAACAUUUAAAGUAAUAGCUAACAGAACAACAUUCAAAAUUUCGAAAAUGUAAUUCCUCUCUUAACUGACUACAACUCAGCACCUUAAGGCUACGGCGUUUCCUACAUGUUAGCUUGUUAGCAAUUUUCAAAACACUUGUGUACAGUAGAAAAGUUACAUGUGUUUUAAGUUGUUUUUUUAAAAACUAAUCACUAACAUUGCAACUACCCAAAUCAGUAUUUUAAAAAACAGUUUAAUUAUACGGGAGCUUUUGUUUCACUUCAAAGCUCUUUGUGUAAAUGAAUAAUGGACGCUGAUCAUUCAGGGAACAAAUUGUUGCUGUGUUUACAGUGCAUUAGCCUGGGUUAAAGGCAGGUGUGUAGCAUUCAGUCAGUAAAGAGUCACAGCUGAGAUACUCACUGUAAAAGUGUGUGUAGUGAGGCUUCAGUCAAAACAGUAACUGUUUUUUGACAAAAACCUGGGAAUUGGCUUUAUUUUAUGUCAAUGUAACUCCUUACUGGUUGCGACUGUUUCUUUUUCCAGUGAAUCCAAACCCUUAAAACUAUUCUAUCAAAUAUGUCUUCCUCUCUCCUAUAUAAACCCAGACUUGUAAAUAGUGUACCUUAAAGUCAUAUGUGUAGGUUGUGUUGUAUUAACUCAGGCUUGCAAAAAAAAAAGAAAAAGAAAAACAACAACAUAAAACAGAAAAGAAGUGACUAAAAACCUGACCACCCCCUGAAGACUGUACCUGCGUUCACCUCUAACUUUGCUUGUGAAUGAAUGUGUCACUCGGUUACAAAGCAAUACACACUACAGCAUCUGGACGUGUCCUCAGAGCCUGGUAGAGGCUGCUGACCGUAGAUCUACUAGCACGUAUAAAAACCUCUAACUUUGUUUGGUCUCAUGUCACUGCCUCCCUGACUCCUCCUUUGUUUCAGCCAUCGAUGAGAUGAGAGAAUGCCGUGGAUGUUUUUAUCUGUAUCUUUGUGGUAAAAGAAUAAUAAAUAAAAUAAGAAAAUGUUGCUAACAUG
Cynoglossus semilaevis (tongue sole) is the source of this 3839-nucleotide messenger RNA. Its product is annotated as ras-related protein Rab-3A. The transcript is spliced from 5 exons. Bases 104 to 763 code for a protein of 219 amino acids. Lineage: Eukaryota; Metazoa; Chordata; Actinopteri; Pleuronectiformes; Cynoglossidae. Gene Ontology annotation, molecular function: GTP binding; GTPase activity. The record is from RefSeq and is a predicted model, not a curated record.